UCUCUCUCUCUCUCUCUCUCUCUCUCUCUCUCUCUCUCUCUGAGAACAAAGAAUCAAGCCAAGCAGGAAAUUUGACCUGAGUCCUAAAAAAAAAGGUAAUCUCCACCCCUUCCUGCUCCAUCGCUUUUCAAAACAUCUGUGAGGUACACCACGGUGAUUAUUUUCUAGCAAUUUGCACUGCUGUUUGAAUUGAUCUCAUGCAUCAAUAAUAUGGUGAAAACUGAAGAACUUGGCUGACGUGUUUGUGGAAGAUGGGCAGACAACUCUUGGCAGUCAGCCUGGCUAUCAUAGGCUUCCUGGGCACCAUCCUAAUAUGUAUUCUGCCCAUGUGGAAAGUGUCGGCCUUCGUGGGAGCAAACAUCGUGACAGCGCAGGUGUUCUGGGAAGGCUUGUGGAUGGACUGUGUGAUGCAGAGCACUGGGCAGAUGCAAUGUAAGGCAUUUGACUCUGUUUUGGCUCUCUCUCAAGAUCUCCAGGCCACUCGAGCCUUGAUCUCAGUCUCAAUCGCUGUUGGUGUAGUCAGCAUUGGUUUAACAGUCGUCGGGGCCAGAUGUACUAACUUCUACCGUGAGGACCGUCACGCCAAAGCCAAGAUUGGAAUACUAGCCGGGGUGGGCUACAUCAUUGCAGGGCUACUGUGUCUGAUAGCUGUUAGCUGGUCAGCAUACACCAUCAUUGUAGGCUUCUACAAUCCUCUAGCUACAACAGUGAGUAGAGGAGAACUGGGGGCCUCUAUCUAUGUAGGAUGGGUGGCUGGUUUCCUCCUCGUUCUGGGAGGCAGCAUAUUCAUCAGCUCAUACUCCAACAGCUGCUGAUCAUUUGAACAGAAGGAUUUUCUUCAAGCUAUGAAAGAAGUGGAUGGAAAUGCCCCCUCAACUUUUUGUAGGCCUAGCUGCUUUAUGGACGUAGUGCUGGAAAAUGUAAAGCGGCUUUAUCAUUUCACUGUUUCAUUGAAGGGUACUAGAACAAUAAACAUAGUCAUGUUCAUAUUGCAACAUACUGAAAUGAACUGAGGGUUUACAGAAAAGGACUGUUAGCUGUUUCUGUUUCAAGCAAAACAGCUGUAAUAGCUUGUUGGACUUUCAACAGAAUUAUAAUCAUUUGUGUUGGAACAUUAUAUUCGUUUAUGUGGACUAAAGUGUUUUGGUGUUUUGUGGUAAUAAAUGAAUGCCAGAUUUGAAAUGAAUUAAAUCAAAAUUAAGAAAGGUGCAUUGCUAGUGAGUGAUUAAGAGCCAAAUAUUAGAGGCCUUAGUAAAACAUAUCCAAAGGGUAGUUGUGCUGGCUAGAAGGACACAAUAUAAAUAAGUAGUGAUUCAAACUAGCAAUUUAUUAUAACUUACAAAGGUCUCACCAGAUGCCAAAUGCACUUUUGCAGUAAAGUGCAAAACAAAUUUAAUAUUUUGUGAGAUCAGCAGUUUUAUCUGACUCUAUAUAUACUCUUUAUCACUGAAACAGCAUGUAAAUGUGGAGAAAGUAGGAUUGUACAAUAAAAAUAAUUACAGUAA
This is a messenger RNA of Colossoma macropomum (tambaqui), 1505 nucleotides long. It is a transcript of the gene cldn28, whose product is annotated as claudin-like protein ZF-A89. The transcript has a single exon. Gene Ontology annotation, molecular function: structural molecule activity. Gene Ontology annotation, cellular component: plasma membrane; bicellular tight junction. The record is from RefSeq and is a predicted model, not a curated record. NCBI's taxonomy places the organism in Eukaryota, Metazoa, Chordata, Actinopteri, Characiformes, Serrasalmidae. Gene Ontology annotation, biological process: bicellular tight junction assembly; cell adhesion. The coding region runs from base 252 to 815 and encodes 187 amino acids.